Molecule: messenger RNA, 687 nt
Organism: Ostreobium quekettii
Lineage: Eukaryota; Viridiplantae; Chlorophyta; Ulvophyceae; Bryopsidales; Ostreobiaceae
Source: the annotation of a GenBank genome assembly
AUGAUCCGUUACUGCAGAAUGCAGAACAACACACUGGCCAUGGCAAGUCCUUCUACUGAACUCGAGUCACAGGCAGCGCCUGAUGUAAUAGUGGAAAGAAGUCUGGUCGUCUUUUGUGGAAAGUUUGAGUGUUUGUUCCCAGGCGCAGAUGUGUGCCCAAUACAGUUCGCAGUGGAUGUCGAUCGCCGUUGCAACAGUGACAAUGUGCAGCGCUUGGAAGUGAUCAACGCCUUUGUGGACCACAUCGCCACCCCACCUCAUUUGGUCAACUUGUCGGCCCCAGACUACACCAUCGUCGUACAGGUGGUCCGAAAUGCCUGUGGUGCUUCCAUCGUCGAGGGCUACCACGAGUUGUGCAAAUGCAACGUGCGGCAAUGCAGCGCAAAGGGCCGAGGGGAGGACCCAGGGAAGGAAGCCAGUGGGGCUGUGGUGGGAACAAAGAGGAAAGCACAGGAUGGAGAUGGUCGAGAGGGCACUGAAAAGAGAAGGUCCUCGGGGGGCAAGGAAGGUACACGCCAACCAUCGAUGACAUUGGAUGGGGACCAGUGCACAGCUGGGGAGGGUGCAGAAAAGGAAGGAGUUGAGGAAUGCAAAUAUGGGGCUGGCAGGGAUGUUCAAGGGCAGGGCGUUGAGGAAGGAGAGGAAUGUGGGGCAGGCUUGGGAGGGAGUAGCACAGUGUCGGCAUAG